AUGUCUUACGUGCAGAGUUUAGGACCGGUUGCACCGCAACUGCGUGAUUCUCGUUUUACUUACCAUCGGAUAUUCAGUGGGGUAUGCAAGAGCAGGUUUAAUAAUUUCGCCAGGGGUUUACUCUUCAAAACAGCGGUACUUGUCGGUUUAAUUACAACCAUUACGACACAAUGGGAGUUGUCGAAAUCUCAGAAAUUACUGUUAUGGCCAGUAAAAAUAUUAUCUUUCUAUGUUGCAAUGUUGAUGCUAAUUAUUACCAGGAAAAACUAUCUUCAUGUCAAUUACCUUGGAUAUACGAGCUGGAUAAGCGCAUCAUAUGGCCAAUUAGUCUCCCGUAAAUGGAUCACGUACCUUUUAGUUUACGUUGUGAGCGCAUUCUUCCUUUCUUUGACAUUUUCCUGUUGCUUUUUCACUCCAGGUACUGGUUCAAGAAAGCAUUCACAGCAUUACGAAUUUUGUUGUCAGUUUAUGGUACCUUUUUUGUAUUCCAUCCAACAUGUACUUUUAGAUCUUGACAGACUUACUUUCAACUACGGUGCUCAACAUCAACAUCCUCAGAAGUUUAUGGCUUCAAGAAUCCAUGAUUCAUUUUUGAAGUGUCUUGUGUUAACUGCAAUACUCUUUCUAAUUACUCCAAUUCUAUUAAAGCUUUUAUUCGGACAUCUAGGCUCUGGUAUAUGGUCCCAUAUUAGGAUUUGUUGUAUAUGCUUGUUAAUCUUGCAAACAUGGGACUUUACAAACAUUGGCUUCGACGCCUUUCUAUCAAUUGGUUGCUUGCAUAAAGGUAAACCAAUCUCUUCGUUAUCUCCAGCUUCAAUGGAGACAUUGAUCACUGGGUUGAGAUCAGAAAAAUUAUUUGUUAAACUUACUGCAUUCCAAGAGCUGGCCUACAGAGCCACUUGUGCAAAUGUGGAGUUGAGGCUCCCAAUUUACCACAAUACCUAUAGAAAUAGCUUGAUCUGGCCCGGUAUACUUAGAGAAUGUAUGAUUGUUAUUCAAGAAACCAACUAUAACGUAUCCGAUUUCUUGCUUACAUUGAAGAAAGAGAUUGAUCCCCAGCCUACAAAACCAUCUUUCCCUAUCAAUAGAUCGGUAGAUCAUUUAUUCGGUACCAACCAUACUGUCAGAAAACAAAAUAAUGAUGAGGAUUCCAGAUUACCUGGUGCUCCUCCUACUGAACAAAUAAAUUCGGAUCUACCAUCAAUGGCUUCACAUAGAAUCGUUUUAGAGGACAGCAAUGUUUUCAAAAACAACGAUACCCAAAGAAGUCCGAAUCCUCCGAGAUUUAUCGACUCAUACAAACAAGCAAUUUUUACCAGACAACCUACAGUACUUUCUGUUUUGACUGAUCUUUGGAAUUGGAUACAGAGAAGAAUCAGUCAGUACUUUUUCACCAUCGAUUCAACUGAUAACACGAACAAGAAGCUCUCAUUGUUUGAACUUUACCAUAUAUCAAAAGUAAGGGAAGCUGAGAAGUUGUGUCCUGUGCCAGUAUGCUAUGCCGAGUGUGUGUAUUCGAUGAUGGGUUUUAUAGUAAAUUCUGUGGAUGAAGAUCCCAAAGGAGCUGUCGUAUCUUCAGUCGGCGAAGUAUUAAAAAUUUUGGAAAGAUCUAUUGGCUCUUUAGGUUCGUUUACUGAAUUAAUAUUGGAUGGAAAACAAGAAAAGGAUUUGAAUGAUGUCAUAAGUGUGUUGUAUGACUUAUGUAUCAAUGCAUUUUUGGAAAUAGUUUUGAAGUAUGACACUCUCCUUAACGAUGUUUAUUUGGACGAAGAUGUCGUGAAGUUAACACAGUGGUUGCAAAAAAUGUCACAAGAUAUUUAA
Kluyveromyces lactis is the source of this 1821-nucleotide messenger RNA. RefSeq names its product Ndc1p (gene NDC1). The coding region runs from base 1 to 1821 and encodes 606 amino acids. Gene Ontology annotation, biological process: spindle pole body localization; nuclear pore organization. The record is from RefSeq and is a predicted model, not a curated record. The transcript has a single exon. NCBI's taxonomy places the organism in Eukaryota, Fungi, Ascomycota, Saccharomycetes, Saccharomycetales, Saccharomycetaceae. Gene Ontology annotation, cellular component: spindle pole body; nuclear pore transmembrane ring. Gene Ontology annotation, molecular function: spindle pole body-nuclear membrane anchor activity.